AUGUUUUUGUGCAAUAACAUUCAGGUCUCGUCUCACUCGGGGCCCUCGUCUCUCCAUGCUCGUCUCUUGUCGCCUUCCUCUCCUGUCACUCCGGAUCCGACCAUCCCUCUGCAAAUCGCCGCCAUGCUCAACGCGCUCGUCUCCUGGCCCACCACGCCCCUCACAGACUCGCUCGUUCGCGCCGCAAUCAAGCGCAUCGGGCUUCCUACGUCAUUCGUCGCGAUAGAAGAGGCAGCCGGCGUCCAACCUCUCCUCCAGUGGUCUACCUACGACGACAUCGACCAUGAGCGCACCCAUUUUGAUCGCACGACAGUCCUCGCGUCGAGCUACAUUUUUCGCAAGGCGCUCAUCCGCAAGCACUACCUCUCGCGUGGAAUACAGGCAUAUCUGAAGAAACGACCUGAUUCCAUUCUGGCAUCUGCAUGUCCGAGUACCUUUGAGGUCGAGAUCUCGUUCGCCGAUGAGCUUGACGAGAUGUGGACCGAUGAACUCUGGGAACUGGGCUAUAAACUUGACUCUUGUACCUCCUGGUGGAUCCUCAAGCCUGGGAUGGCCGAUCGAGGAAUGGGUAUCCGAAUUUUUCACACAAAAGAAGAACUGCAGCAGAUCUUCGAGUCCUUUGAGGACAGCGAUUCAGAGAAUGAAGAAGCCGAAAAUGACGGUCAAGAUGUUACGGCCGUAGUCAUUUCGCAGCUGCGCCAUUUUGUGAUACAGGACUAUAUCAAUACGCCUUUGCUCCUAGAUCCAUCUGAAACCACGGACAGGGAAAAAUCUACGGAAAAACUGAUAGGUCGUAAGUUCCACCUCCGCGCAUAUUGCGUGGCGGCAGGAGCCCUUCAGCUCUACCUCUAUAACCGCGUCCUCGCACUGUUCUCUUCCAUACCAUAUGAAGCGCUAUCAAUCAAUACUUCAGGAGACCACCUCGAUCUAAGAGCCCAUCUGACCAACACCUCCCUACAAACUGAACACGGAGAAAACAAUGUCAGAUUGUUGACCGAGCUCGAAGGCUGUCAUAUCCUCUCCGGAGAAGGUGGUAAUAUAUUUACAUUAUCGAGCAUCGAGAAACUUCUCUCUCAAAUGUCGGAAGUCCUUUCGGAAACCUUCAAGGCCUCCUUACAAAAUCCGGUGCACUUCCAGCCCCUUCCAAAUGCAUUCGAACUCUUUGGUGUUGAUUUCCUCGUCAGCCAUGAUCUCGCCAGCGCUACCGAUCCUUUCCAGGUCAAGAUCCUCGAAAUCAACGUGGAACCAGCAAUCGAGCUUACAGGACCACGACUUACCUGGAUAUUGGAAGAACUCUUCAUUUCCAUUGCUGAAGUCUGUGUUCGACCCUUCUUCCAACCUCCAAGUGAUGGCAAAGAGCCAAACUGGAAAGUUGGUGAAAUGCGACAUAACUUAUUGAAAUGCCUGGAUGAAAGUGUACAAGGACCGGCAAUGCAAUAG
Cyclocybe aegerita is the source of this 1440-nucleotide messenger RNA. The record is from the annotation of a GenBank genome assembly. Lineage: Eukaryota; Fungi; Basidiomycota; Agaricomycetes; Agaricales; Hemipholiotaceae.